Messenger RNA from Oreochromis niloticus (Nile tilapia), 2908 nucleotides. RefSeq names its product exocyst complex component 3 (gene exoc3). Gene Ontology annotation, molecular function: SNARE binding. The record is from RefSeq and is a predicted model, not a curated record. Gene Ontology annotation, biological process: exocyst localization; exocytosis. The transcript has 16 exons. Lineage: Eukaryota; Metazoa; Chordata; Actinopteri; Cichliformes; Cichlidae. Bases 221 to 2476 code for a protein of 751 amino acids. Gene Ontology annotation, cellular component: exocyst.
ACAGCCAAUAAACACCAAGAAGAAGAAGCAGCAGGCGUCUCCUGCGCUGCUGGAAGCAGGAAGUUGAACAACGACAACAAAGGCUGUGUUAGUUGAAAUAAUAAUAUAUUUAAUACUGGUAGAUAUGGUUGUUGUCUUCCCUCUGGGUUUGCCUUAAGUGAGCAGGUCCUUGUGUGGAAACCUUUGGACACACCUGACACCUUAUUUCCUGAGCAGGACAAUGGAGGAAACAAGCAGGGAGGCAGUUGCCACUGCAGUGCAGCGUGUGGCAGGGAUGCUGCAGAGGUCAGACCAGCUGGAUAAAGUGGAGCAAUACAGAAGACGAGAGGCCCGUAAAAAGGCGUCAGUGGAAGCGCGGCUCAAGGCAGCCAUUCAGUCCCAGUUGGAUGGUGUUCGGACUGGACUGACCCAGCUGCACAGUGCUCUGCUAGAUGUCAAAGAUAUCCAGAGCUCAUUGGCUGAUGUGAGUAAAGACUGGAGGCAGAGCAUUAACACCAUUGAAAACCUAAAAGACGUCAAGGAUGCUGUAGUUCAGCACAGCCAGUUGGCUGCUGCUGUGGAAAACCUAAAAAAUAUCUUCUCUGUGCCAGAGAUAGUGGGAGAGACACAGCAGCUGAUAGAACAGGCAGAGCUGCUGCAGGCCCACAGGAAGCUGAUGGAGCUGGAGUGUUCACGUGAUGACCUCAUGUAUGAGCAGUACCGUAUGGACAGCAAGAACACCAGUGACAUGAAUCUCAUUUCCAUCUACUUUGAAGAUGUUCAGGGACUGUCAGACGAGCUGGCUAAACAAUUAUGGAUGGUACUGCAGCGGUCCAUGGUAACAGUUCGUCGUGACCCCACCAUGCUGGUGUCAGUAGUUCGUAUCAUUGAGCGGGAGGAGAAGAUUGAUCGGCGUAUGGUUGACCGAAAAAAGCAGACUGGGUUCAUCCCGCCUGGGCGACCCAAAAAGUGGAAAGAAAAGAUGUUUGAGGUGUUGGAGGGUACAGUCAGCACCCGCAUUGAGGGCACACAAGCAGUCACAAGAGAGGCUGAUAAAAUGUGGCUGGUUCGUCUUCUAGAAAUAACCAGGAAAUAUGUUCUGGAUGAUCUGAUUGUUGUCAAAAAUCUCAUGGUGCAGUGUUUCCCCCCACACUACAACACAUUCAACAGGUUUUUCCGUCUUUACCACAAUGCUGUGUCCACUCGUGUCAAAGAACUGACCUCUGAGGACUUGGAGGCUAAUGAGAUUGUGUCUCUUCUGACCUGGGUCCUCAACACAUAUAAGAGCGUGGAGAUGAUGGGCCAUCCAGAGCUCUGUUCAGAGUGUGACAUCCACCAGCUGGAGCCUUUGCUGCCUCGAGAGGUGGUGGACGACCUGCUCAGCAAAUAUGUGAAGACCUUUACAUCCAAUAUAACAGGCUGGCUACGCAAGGCCCUGGAAACGGAUAAGAAAGACUGGCAAAAGGAAACAGAGCCUGAGGCUGAUCAAGACGGAUACUAUCAGACCACACUGCCGGCCAUCGUCUUUCAGAUGUUUGAGCAGAACCUACAAGUUGCUGCACAGAUUGAUGGAGAUUUUAAAGAAAAGGUUCUGAAGCUUUGCCUGAAACAAAUGAACACUUUCCUUAUCAGGUACAGGGAGGAGGCGGUGAGCUACAAAGAAGAGCACCUGAGAGACAGGCAGCUGCCUCAGUGUUAUGUACAGUAUAUGAUAGCCAUCAUUAACAACUGCCAGACAUUCAAAGAGUCCAUCAACAGUCUGAAGAGGAAGUACUCUCAGUCAUCAGGGCCCACUGACAGUGAUGCUCCUAUAGAGAGGACGCUCAAUGAGGUGGCAAAGGAGGGUUGUCAGUUCCUGUUAGAUGAAGUUUUCCUUGAUCUUGAGAGUCACUUGAACGAACUGCUGACCAGGAAGUGGCUGACAGGCUCUCAUGCUGUGGAUACCAUCUGUGUGACAGUGGAGGACUAUUUCAAUGACUUCAACAAGAUUAAGAAACCUUUCAAUCAGGAGAUGACGAGUGAGGCCCUGCGCAGGGUGGUAGUCGAGUACAUUAAAGCAGUGAUGCAAAAGAGGAUCACUUUUAAAAACCCUGAUGAGAGAAAGGAGGGAGCUGAAAGGAUGAUGAAGGAAGCUGAUCAGUUCAAGUUCCUCUUUAGAAAACUGGCUGCGGGUGAAGACACGGACUGGCUUUGUGGUGCCAUCACUGCUAUUGCAGAAGUGUUCAAGCUGACUGACCCCACAUUAUUGUUCCUGGAGGUCUCCACGCUGGUGUCUAAAUAUCCCGAUAUCAGGGAGGAGCACAUCCAGGCGCUGCUUGCUGUGCGUGGUGAUGCCAGCAGGGAGAUGCGGCAGAUGAUCAUCGGAACACUCAGCGAGAAUAAAGUGUCACAUUCUGGUGUCACACAGUCCAUUUUUAAAGACAUCGCUGUGCCCACCAUUGCUAUGACGACCAUGACUACAAUGACCUCCAUGGCAACCUCAAAGCUGCUAAAAUAAAGCCUAUUUCCAUGUCCAGCUCCUUCGGUCACACUAGCAUAACAAAACAUACUUUAUUUUUCACUUGUUCUUGCAGCCUGCUCUGUUUUCUGUAUUCACUCAUCAUGUUCGUUUUCUCCUGAUCACAUGCCUGCUUAAACAAAAUAUUACAAUUUGUAUUGUAUAAAUGGACUGCAUCAUGGCUUUAAUUAGAGGUGCAAAGCAUCACAAGACUUUAUGUCCUCUCCUUUUACUGAACUUCCCUGUUUUACUUUGUUUCUUGUCAGUCAUGUUUCUUUACCUUAGCUGUCCCCUGACUUGUGUACAGCAUUCAGUUAACUUGCAAACAGUUUCAUUUUUAUUAGUUGAUAAUUCAAAUUACAUGUAUGGACUGCGCAUGAAAAGAAAUGGAACAAAAGCAGGAUGCCUUAACAGAAAAAUAACUCAAGAGGC